Solanum stenotomum is the source of this 513-nucleotide messenger RNA. RefSeq lists its product as uncharacterized. The record is from RefSeq and is a predicted model, not a curated record. The transcript has a single exon. Bases 1 to 513 code for a protein of 170 amino acids. NCBI's taxonomy places the organism in Eukaryota, Viridiplantae, Streptophyta, Magnoliopsida, Solanales, Solanaceae.
AUGGUUCAAGGCAUCAGACAAUGGCAUGAGAAGCUGCCGUUUGUACUUUUGGAAUAUCGCACAACAGUGCGCACCUUGAUUGGUGCAACUUUUUAUUUGUUGGUGUAUGGGAUUGAGGUUGUGAUACCAGCAGAAGUUAAAAUUCCAUCUCUUCGAAUUAUUGUUGAGGCUAGAAUUGAGGAUACUGAAUGGGUCAAAAUCCGACUAGAGCAACUCACAUUAAUAGAUGAGAAACGAUUGACGAUCGUCUGUUUUGGUCAGCUUUAUCAGCAAAUGAUAGCUCGUGCAUACAACAAAAAGGUGCACCCAAGACACUUUGAAGUAGGUCAAUUGGUCUUAAAGCGCAGUCUCCCGCACCAAGAAGAAGCCAAGGGAAAAUUUUCCCCAAAUUGGCAAGGUCCAUAUCUUAUCAAGGAAGUGUUGUCCAAAGGAGUCUUGCACCUUACUGAUGUGGAGGAAAAAAUCACAUGCAUAAUUGUUAAUGCGGACGCAAUCAAAAGAUAUUACAUCUAA